UUCAAAGAGCUUUGUACCUUCCUGCAAAAUUUCUAAGAACAUAAAUUUACUGACAGGGUGAGAGCGUCAUUCUAAACCCUCUGGCAAUUAGCGGAAAGUGUCAAAAAUUGCGUAAACGGAAACGGUAAAGUAGUCAAGGACUGAAUAACAGGUGUUUGUGGUACAGAAGUAAUGAGAGAAAACAGCCACUUACAAACAAGCGAACUGUAGUUGGCUGCAAAGUUAAUGUACAUUUUGGGCUUAAAGACGUCCCCUAAAGACGACCAAAAUUUGAGCGCCGUAGACUUUUCGCAACGAAGAUUGAGGAUUCCAUCUCAAGUAUAGCCCAAGUCAAAUUCAGACAUGUGUCAUGAUAAAUGUCAUUUCUUUGUAGCUGCCUUCGUCUGCACCAUUUACAUAACGUUUAUUGAUCAUGGUGUGGAAGGCGAUUGCGAACGUUCGGAUGAAUACAUCGAACCCCAAAAUUGCACGGGAAUUGAGAUCGCAACGCGUUCAGUAUGGACGGGAACGCAGUGCUUGGACGAGUGUAUCCGCCUUCCACACUGCGACAAAUUCAUUUUUAAUGGGACAGGAAAGGAAAACUGUAGACUUUUGAGCACUGAUGGCAUAUCCUCUGCUCCUGGUGUUCGAAACUUACGGAAUAUAUCCGGCGCAUGCUUACCAACAAGUAUGAACAGCGUGAAAGAUUUUCUUUUGGGAACCAAGUACUGCCCCUAUCCACUAUCUUGGAAGUCAAACGAUCCAAGCUUAGGAAGUUCCUUGUCGAUAAAUUAACGUUUUAAAUAACAAACAAAAAACAAAACAAAACAAAUUUAAUCUUAAACAGUGCAACCGAGUAUAGAAUGAAACUCAAACAUCUCA
This is a messenger RNA of Pocillopora verrucosa, 861 nucleotides long. RefSeq lists its product as uncharacterized. Lineage: Eukaryota; Metazoa; Cnidaria; Anthozoa; Scleractinia; Pocilloporidae. The record is from RefSeq and is a predicted model, not a curated record.